This is a messenger RNA of Lodderomyces oxycetoniae, 1677 nucleotides long. RefSeq names its product FG-nucleoporin (gene NUP49). The coding region runs from base 1 to 1677 and encodes 558 amino acids. NCBI's taxonomy places the organism in Eukaryota, Fungi, Ascomycota, Pichiomycetes, Serinales, Debaryomycetaceae. The record is from RefSeq and is a predicted model, not a curated record. Gene Ontology annotation, biological process: nucleocytoplasmic transport. Gene Ontology annotation, cellular component: nuclear pore. The transcript has a single exon. Gene Ontology annotation, molecular function: structural constituent of nuclear pore.
AUGUUUGGUCAAACAUCGAAACCGGCAACCUCGUUUGGAGGCUUUGGGUCAAGUAAUACUAAUACGGGUGGUGGUUUAUUUGGAACGAAACCAGCAACGACUGGGACUACUUCAACGGGUGGUUUGUUUGGGCAAGCAAAUACACAAGGAGGCCAGCAAACACUGGGUACAACUGGAGGACUUUUCGGGAACAAGACAACAACCGGUUCUUCGAAUGGCGGGUUAUUUGGUCAGUCUCUGACUGGGAAUACUGGAACCACAGGAGGGGGCCUCUUUGGCCGAUCUCUGGCUGGAAAUACUGGGACUACAGGAGGAGGCCUUUUUGGUCUGGGUCUGAAUACACAAAAUGCGUCACAACUGCAAUCGGGAAGUUUAUUUGGACAACAGCAACAACAACCUUCAAAUACUGGUGGUGGCCUUUUUGGUCAAUCACAAGCAACCUCUGCAAGCGGCGGCGGCGGCGGUGGUGGUGGUGGUUUGUUUGGUGCCAAACCUAGUACUACUGGUGGUGGACUAUUUGGUUCAAAUACAAACACUGGAGGAUUAUUUGGUAGCAACAAUGCAAAUACAGGACAGCAGUCUGGAGGUGGUGGAUUGUUUGGUAGCAACAAUGCAAAUACAGGACAGCAGUCUGGAGGUGGUGGAUUAUUUGGUAGCAAUAAUGCAAAUACAGGACAGCAGUCUGGAGGUGGUGGAUUAUUUGGUAGCAAUAAUGCAAAUACAGGACAGCAGUCUGGAGGUGGUGGAUUAUUUGGUAGCAAUAAUGCAAAUACAGGACAGCAGUCUGGAGGUGGUGGAUUAUUUGGUAGCAAUAAUGCAAAUACAGGACAGCAGUCUGGAGGUGGUGGAUUAUUUGGUAGCAAUAAUGCAAAUACAGGACAGCAGUCUGGAGGUGGUGGAUUGUUUGGUAGCAAUAAUGCAAAUACAGGACAGCAGUCUGGAGGUGGUGGGUUAUUUGGAGGUGGCAGUAAUAAUACGGGCUUAUUUGGGUCUAACAAUUCUCAGGCAAGCGGAGGAUUGUUUGGAAGCAAACCUGCAACGACAGGUGGAUUAUUUGGGCAACAGCAGCAAGCACAACAACAGCAACAACAACAACAACAGCAGCAGCCACAACUCACUGCAAUGACGCGAGUAGGGGAUUUACCAGCAGAAAUCAAGAACGAAUUGCAGCAACUCGAUACAUAUAUAAACACCCAGCACUUGAUUGCCACGACCUUAAACUCAGAUAUGGCAAAGCACCAUGAGUUGAUAAAUACAAUCCCCAAGGAUGUUUCAUAUUUACAGAAUAAACUUCUUUCUACUAAGCAAGCUCUAAAACUAGAUACGAACCAAUUACAAAGUCUCAAGGAUAUGAAUAACGAAAUUACUGAAGACGUCAAUAACAUUAUGCAACUCAUUAUACAAUUAUGCACUCCAGGAACAAAAUUAUCGAGCUCUUAUCAGUUGAAUGAGUUUUUUAUAAAGAAGAUUAAAAACUAUUAUGAAACUGUUCAGUUAUACGAAGAGAUGAUCAAUGAUUUAGAAGUUGUAUUAAAUGGGUUGGAGAGAAAUUGUAACGAAGGAUUUGGUAAUUUGGCUAGUAUUUUACAAGUGAUUAAGACCCAAUAUGCCUUGUUUAUGGAACUUUGUGAAAACAUGGCUGUGUUGCAUAACGAAGUAAAGAGGCUAGAUAAGUGA